AUGCAGGUAAUUUUCACGGAAUGGCAUUUCCUGGAGGAACAGCCAACUCCCAAGGGCCUUGUUGACGGGAUCAAGCAUCUCGCAUUUUCAGGAAGGUGCAGUGCGCAUCGCAAACAGGAGAAGUCGAUGUCCGAGUACCGUGCGAUUUGUCGGAUGCGCGACACCGCCAGCAUAGAGUGGUUCGAGCACAUGUUGAUCAAGACAGCUUUCAACGACCAUAACGACGGUGUGGAGUUCCAGCGAGAGUGCGCCCUGUUUAUUGAGGCCAUUCAAGACCACACGAAGAUCAACACCUUGGCUGAAGGUUGGCCGGAGCUCAUGCGCCCUCGGGCCAAGAUUGACUACCGCGAUUAUCUGAUGGAAUGGGCGCAUGCCAUGGGCUUCGUGGUUCAAGGUGGCCCAUACGAUCAUCUGUACGCAGCUGACGUCCGAGGUCUGUUUGGGCAGAACGGGAGGCCUCUUCCCGAGGCGCUAAUAGUUCCGGAUCGUCGAGGGUGGGUUGGCGGACCUAACGGCAUUUCCGUGAGCAACCUCUCCCACGCCCUCGGCAUGCUCGCCUGGUGGGAGAAGCAACCCCCAAUUCUCGGUUGCGAGUACCGUCAGGUCGACAAGAACGGUCGGGCAUGGCGUGUAAGGAACAAGGCUGAAGCGGAUCACCUCGCCAAGAUCAUUCCCACGAUCCCUCGCCUUGUUAGGCAGAGCUACUCGCCUCCCGGUUACUACAGCGCUGGAUUUCCGGAUGAGAAAGAUGCCAGUGAUGGUUCUGAGGGCGACGAUGACGACGCCAUGCAGAGCAGCAAUGCGGGCGACAGUGAUGGCGAGCGUGAAGGGCUCGUGUUUUAG
This is a messenger RNA of Closterium sp. Yama58-4, 843 nucleotides long. The record is from the annotation of a GenBank genome assembly. NCBI's taxonomy places the organism in Eukaryota, Viridiplantae, Streptophyta, Zygnematophyceae, Desmidiales, Closteriaceae.